GCUGUCCCUUGCUCGCUCCUCAGUGGAGGCGUGAUCCGAACAGGACCAGCUCAGCCUGCAGCUGCCGUUGGCUUUGUGUGGACUGGACGCCGAGCUGGGCAGAGGGGGAGGGUUAUUACUCCAAUUCCCAGGCAGUGGAAUUACAGCUAGAGCGGCAGAACAUAUGGGAUUGCUUUUUCUCGCCUUCCCGGAGAUGCUCAGACCCAGUGUAUUUCAAGGAACAGAAACAUAAAGGAAAUCUAGUAUGCUUCCUUUUUUUUUCCCAUGAAGAAUAUUUGAAUUAAGUUUUUUUUACCUCUUGAAAGAAUACCUGUUCUUUCAUAACCUGUGACUGCACCAGCUAUUCUGAGAAAGCAGCAAGAAGCAAAAGCUGGAAAUAGCUAUUUCACAGCAGCUUGCCCACCAUGCUGAACCGCAGCUGGAAUGUUCAUUGACAACAGCAAGCCUGAUCUGGAGGUGUGUGCGGCAUAGGAUUACUUGAAUAAACACUGAAGAAUAUUUCCAAGGACUAAACAAGAGUUUAUAAGUCCCAGCCCCUCACCAGGAAAAUAAUAUAUGCGCAUUGGAUUUUCACUCACGCAAAAUUUACCCACAUCGUUCAAUAAGGGCUCUGAAACUACCUUGUGUAAAGACCUCAACACUGCUGACCAUGAUCAGCCCAGCCUGGAGCAUCUUCCUCAUCGGGGCUAAAAUUGGGCUGUUCCUCCAGGUGGCACCACUAUCAGUUAUGGCUAAAUCCUGUCCAUCUGUGUGCCGCUGUGAUGCCGGUUUCAUUUACUGUAAUGAUCGCUUUCUGACAUCCAUUCCAGCAGGAAUACCAGAGGAUGCUACAACUCUCUACCUUCAGAACAACCAAAUAAAUAAUGCUGGGAUUCCUUCAGAUUUGAAAAACUUGCUGAAAGUAGAAAGAAUAUACCUAUAUCACAACAGUUUAGAUGAAUUUCCUACCAACCUACCAAAGUAUGUAAAAGAGCUACAUCUGCAAGAAAAUAAUAUAAGGACUAUCACUUAUGAUUCACUUUCAAAAAUCCCCUAUCUGGAAGAAUUACAUUUAGAUGAUAACUCCGUCUCAGCUGUUAGCAUUGAAGAGGGGGCAUUCCGAGACAGUAACUAUCUCCGGCUGCUUUUCCUGUCCCGUAAUCAUCUGAGCACAAUCCCCUGGGGUUUGCCCAGGACUAUAGAAGAACUCCGCUUGGAUGAUAAUCGCAUAUCCACCAUCUCAUCACCAUCUCUUCAAGGUCUCACUAGCCUAAAACGCCUGGUUUUGGAUGGAAACCUGCUGAACAACCACGGUUUAGGUGAUAAAGUUUUCUUCAACCUAGUCAACUUAACGGAACUGUCACUGGUACGGAAUUCCCUGACUGCUGCACCAGUAAACCUUCCAGGCACAAACCUGAGGAAGCUUUAUCUUCAAGAUAACCAUAUCAAUCGGGUGCCCCCAAAUGCUUUUUCUUAUCUAAGGCAGCUGUAUCGACUUGAUAUGUCCAAUAACAACCUAAGUAAUUUACCUCAGGGUAUCUUUGAUGAUUUGGACAACAUAACCCAAUUGAUUCUUCGCAACAAUCCGUGGUAUUGUGGGUGCAAGAUGAAAUGGGUGCGUGACUGGUUACAAUCACUACCUGUGAAGGUCAAUGUGCGUGGGCUCAUGUGCCAAGCCCCUGAAAAGGUUCGGGGAAUGGCUAUCAAGGACCUCAAUGUGGAACUGUUUGAUUGUAAGGACAGCACAGUUGUAAGCACCAUUCAGACAACCACUGCAACACCCAACACAGUGCAUCCUGCUCAAGGACAGUGGCCAGCUCCAGUGACCAAACAACCAGACAUGAAGAACCCCAAACUCACUAAGGAUCAGCGAACCACGGGGCACCCAGCAAGAAAAACAAUUAUCAUUACUGUGAAAGCUGUCACCUCUGACACAAUUCAUAUCUCUUGGAAACUUGUCCUACCUAUGACUGCUUUAAGACUCAGCUGGCUCAAACUGGGUCACAGCCCAGCGUUUGGAUCUAUAACGGAAACAAUUGUAACAGGAGAACGCAGUGAAUAUUUGGUCACAGCCCUGGAGCCUGAUUCGCCCUAUCGAGUCUGCAUGGUUCCCAUGGAAACCAGUAACCUCUACCUAUUUGAUGAAACUCCUGUUUGUAUUGAGACUGAAACCGCACCCCUUCGAAUGUACAACCCUACAACCACCCUUAAUCGAGAGCAAAAGAAAGAACCUUAUAAAAACCCCAAUUUACCAUUGGCUGCCAUCAUUGGUGGGGCUGUGGCCCUGGUGACCAUAGCCCUUCUUGCUUUAGUGUGCUGGUAUGUUCAUAGGAAUGGGUCACUCUUCUCAAGGAACUGUGCAUACAGCAAAGGGAAGAGAAGAAAGGAUGACUAUGCGGAAGCUGGCACCAAGAAGGACAACUCCAUCCUGGAAAUCAGGGAGACUUCUUUUCAGAUGCUACCGAUAAGCAAUGAACCCAUCUCAAAGGAGGAAUUUGUAAUACACACCAUAUUUCCUCCUAACGGAAUGAAUCUGUACAAAAACAAUCACAGUGAAAGUAGCAGUAACCGAAGCUACAGAGACAGCGGUAUUCCAGACUCAGAUCACUCACACUCAUGAUGCUGGAGGACUCGCAGCAUACUGUGUUUUGGUUUUUUUAAACCUAAGGGAGGUGAUGGUAGGAACCCUGUUCUACCGUAAAACACUGGAAAAAGAGACUGAGAAAAGCAAUGUACUGUACAUUUGCCAUAUAAUUUAUAUUUAAGAACUUUUUAUUAAAAGUUUCAAAUUUCAGGUUACUGCUGCGAUUGAUGUAGCGGAGAAGCCUGAACACAAUUCUAUAUUUUAGUACUUUUUAGUAAUUUGUACUGUAUUUUCCUUGAAAAUAUUGAAGUUAUAAAUCAUUUACUUUGUGUUCUACUGAGUAAGAUGACUUGUUGACUGUGAAAGUGAAUUUUCUUGCUGUGUUGAACAAUCAGAACUGCGUUCACAUGAGAUCCUUGUAGUAUAAGCACAGGCCAUUUUUCACUUUGGUAUUAAUAAAAUGUAAAAAAAAAACUGGCUGAAUGAGAAAAAUUAAAUUUCAAAAGGUAGUUAUGAAAUAAUGUUCCAAUUAUUAAAUUUGUAUUCCAGUGGUAUUCAAUAAUCAAAAUAUGUGAAGUAAUGGGCAAUAUCAGACUUGCUGCAUAACUCCAUUUUUAUCCUAAGCAAAUUAGAUAUCCUUAAGAAAGUAAACAUAUCUUCUGAACUGAAUCCAUCAGCUGGCAUAAAAGGAGUGUGAAGUCUGCUGUUGUUAAUGCCUUGUUAACAAAGCUUUGAGAAUAAAGGACUUCACAAAAACAAUAAUGUAAGCGUGCUUCCAGGUUAGGGGGAAAUCUGUACUUAGGAAAACAUGAAAACUUAGACUCGCAUAGCGUAAUGAACACAAAUCUCAGAAUUGCAUUCUGGUUUUGCCUAUACCAUCCUGAUUUUUGAAAAGUCAACUCUAAAGACACAAUUGUUCAUGUUUAUGAUGUUUUUAUCAUAAAGGAUGUCAAAAAAAACCUUACACACAUUAAAAAGGUAGCAUAACCAUAAGCAAUUCCCCUCAGCAAUGAAGAGAAAGUAGUACUUUAAAUGAGAAUUUAAAAGAAAAAUAAAUACUAGAAAAUAAACUUAGAUCUGGUUUAUGUGAAACAUUUUAACACUGCACAUAAACGUUCAAUUUACGUUCACAAUGAUCAAGAAUACUGCCCAUUACUGUCACAGUUUUCCAGAUAUUACAUAAUUAACUUGUAAUGUAACAUUUCUUUCCAGCUUCCUACUGAAUUGUGAGCUAUUACUUGUUUAAAAACCUCAUCACUUUUCUGUUGCCAUGAUUUUUUUUUUUCCAACAAAAAACCAAAGUGCAUUGUACGCCCUUUGGCCAGUCUUGUAUGUGCCUUGAUCCAACGCUACAUGUAUUCAGCUUUUAAAACUCGACAAAUUUUUCAUACUUCCUUAAAUAUGAAAAAUUGUGGUCUUAUUGCUGAAUAAAACAAAAGAAAGGACAAAAUAAUUGUGCUUGCUUUUUCGGGAUUAUGUUACUAUCACUAAAGUAGCAAACUGCCCAGCACAUUAGUCCUAAGUACCCCCCUGUAUUUUUC
Mesoplodon densirostris (Blainville's beaked whale) is the source of this 4104-nucleotide messenger RNA. It is a transcript of the gene FLRT3, whose product is annotated as fibronectin leucine rich transmembrane protein 3. The transcript is spliced from 4 exons. The coding region runs from base 650 to 2599 and encodes 649 amino acids. Lineage: Eukaryota; Metazoa; Chordata; Mammalia; Artiodactyla; Ziphiidae. Gene Ontology annotation, molecular function: protein binding. The record is from RefSeq and is a predicted model, not a curated record.